Meloidogyne enterolobii is the source of this 471-nucleotide messenger RNA. The record is from the annotation of a GenBank genome assembly. Lineage: Eukaryota; Metazoa; Nematoda; Chromadorea; Rhabditida; Meloidogynidae.
AUGGUUUAUGUUCAUGUUCAAACUUAUGGUUAUGCUCAAUUUUUUGGACUUAAACCACAACUUGUUCAUUGUCCAACCUGCGACCAAAAUACAAAAACUAAACUUAAAUAUGUUGUUAGAUCGGAUGCUUGGUUGAAUUGUAUUUGUAUUGCACUUAUGGGGUUUUUUACUUGCUUAUUCAGUAUUUAUUCUCUUGUCCAUUCUAUUACUAGAGGUGAUACUUCUCUAACCGCUAUAUGUUUUAUUUGUCUUAUUUUUGGGUUUAUUUAUUUAAAAAUUUUAUUAAAAAAAUUUUUUAGGCUUUUGUUUUUCGCCUUUUCGUCAGCUCCAUUUUACUGGAAUCAUUAUAAAAAUGUAGAACAUUAUUGUAGUGCUUGUGAUACUUAUAUUGGCAAACAUGUACGUGACAUUCGAAGACCUAUAGUUAUAUUACCACCAGAAUCAUAUAAAAAUCUACCAAUCAGACAAUAA